AAGAGGCAAAACGGGAAGGCGGUGCGCUGUAAUGUCUACUGUAAACCUUCAGUAAUCAGUCAGUCACCUUUGUAAUUCAUUGGGAUCAGGUUCCUCACCCACAACAUGUCUUUCUGUCAGUUUUUUGGCGGUGAGAUCUACAAGGAUCACUUCAAGACAGGUAUGUACGUGUGCUCCAACUGUAACCAUCCACUGUUCUCCAGUCGGUCCAAGUUCGCCCACUCGUCUCCAUGGCCCGCUUUCACCGAGACCAUCAGAGAGGACAGCGUGACCAAACUGAUGGAGACACUCACAGCAUUCAAGGUUCUGUGUGGUAAGUGUGGCCAAGGGCUGGGCCAUGAGUUUGUUAACGGUGGCCCGGAGGAGGGCGUGUCACGAUUUUGAAUAUUCAGUCACUCGCUCAAGUUUGUCCCCAGCAAAGGCAAGGACAAUCAGUAAAGAGCGAGUUCACCAAGUGCAGAUGGAGAGUGUGAUGCGGCCAGGAGAAAGUCCUGAGAAGGACAUCCUGUCUGUUGAAGUAUCUCACAUGACAUGGACAUGGUGUAGCACUGUUCAUGUUUAAGGACAGUGUUUAUUAUAGAUAUUAAAGAUUGUUUGCUGAUAUAAAUCGGCCACAUAAUCUAUGCACUUUCAACCCAUCUAGUUAGCUUGCACAUUUAGCAUCAGUUCCUUCUUGUUUGAUGAGAAAUGUUAUACUAUGAUUGAUGCUUAUAUUAUAUAAAACAUAAAAAAGUAAGUUCUAUUUUUGGGGUUCGGUGGGUUUUAAACAAAAUGUUUUAUUUUGCUGAGUAACCCCUAGAGGGAGCUAGUCUCUUGUUACUUCACUUGGACCUUCUGUUUUAAACCAGCGUUGGUUCAACUGUAUGUGUAGUGUGAGCUCCACUGUGUCCGUGCAUGAGACACACUACUUACACGCUUCAACUGCUGUUCGUGUUUGUGUGAUGAAAUGUGAACGUCGGUUGCUUGAGUGGCGCGUUCUGAGGCAGCUACAGGCCGCAUUCCUUGCGGUGGCGGCCUGGCCGUGCCACUGAGGUUUUCAGGAGAAGCCGGGCGCCCUGGUUUUUGAGAGCAAGGGCUGUCAUUAUACAGGCAACACACGCACACAUAGAAAAGUGUUGGCAGUCAACAUAUAGCUGUAUUCUUGGAUAUGGUGCGUAUCAGCUGCUACUUUUGAAGUUUUGUUUAUCUUCCCUUGUCAUUUGUACACACAAACUACACUCAACUGGUUUUACCAUUGACACAUUUUGGUGUUGCUCUUGUUUUGCACAAAUGCUCGCGGUGGCUGUUACGCGUGUGCACACAAUUUCAAUUUGUGCACACAAUUUCAAUUUGUGUGCACAAGCAGGCAUCGAAAGUGUGGCACAGUGACAACACGUGUCACACUUGUAUCACUUGUGAUAGACUAACUAUGGAAGCAAGAUACUUAACAUCGUUUGAAUUUGAAUGAUUCUGAUUCCUAUUCCUCAUUUUGAUCCCAGUUCCGAACGAGUCACGAUUGCAGUGGUUUUAACAGACAGCAUCAUAAAAGUUUGCAUGGUUUAAAUGAGGGCGCUAACCAGAGUUCUUUGGGAUGAAAUGUUCGAACUUCCCCAUAAUUUUUAAAAUUCUAUUUUCACAGGAAUAAACUUUUUACUUUUAAAAAGCUCAUGAAAAAACAUUUUCACAUAUGCUGUUUAUGUGUUAGUUUGUGAUGCUGCAGGCACUUGAACAUGCACUUUACCUGGGUGCAGAAUAUCAAAUAACUUGUAAACUUGUUUGUCUGUGAAGCGAGACUCGAGCUACCAUAUUAUCGUACUUUGCUAACUCAGUGUUGGUGUAAGCUGUAUUUUAUGACACCCUUAUUUUGUGACCACAAGUAAACAGGAUGUAGUGCACAUCGCUCUUAUUUUGAAGGCUGGGAGUGUGUGGUGUGGGUUGGGGAGGUCUUGACUUUACUAAAGGAGACACGCUGUGUACAUGACUAAACUUGCAUCCUAGAGCUCCCGUCCUUUAUUUACACCGAACUUCCACGACAUCAGCAGGCAUCCUGAAACUCUCAUUUGCAUGAUACCAUUAUGUUGCAAAUGUUGCACUGAGCCGACUGCUCUUUUUCUUAUGAAGUUAAGCCAAACAGUAGCCGCAUCUUCUUCAAUGGUGUUUGUCGGUGUUCACGACUAUUACUUCCGGUUGGUGGACUGGGCAUCGAAAAUAGAAAUAGAAAUGUAAAAAAAUGUAACAAUCCUGGGAGAAUCGGAAUGUUAGUCCCGCUCUAGACUCGAUGGCCAACCCUAUACUUAACCACCUACCAUGUCUUCAAGGGCGAGACUAUUAAGUUGCAGGAUCAUCCACCAUGUUUAAAAAGACAGGUGAUAUUAAAAGGAUAGAAACAUUAUGUUUACUGUAUUGGGUUACUGUAGUGAAUCUUCCAGCAGCUAACAAUGUCAGUCACCUUCACUGAGUCUGAACAAUCCCAAUUUGGAGAAUCAAAUCAUAGAUCCUCAUUUGUAAUGUCACCAAAGUGUAACUUCCUGGGCCUUCAUCAUUACCAUUAUUAUGUACUGUGAAAUUAAGGAUAACAUGAUUUUUAAAAAUGGACCUUCCAGUGCAGUGGUUCUUAACCUGGGUUCGAUCGAACCCUAGGUGUUCGGUGAGUCGGUCCCAGGGGUUCGGCGGAGCCUCCGCCACGGAGGUUGAGACACACCAGACCCAUCGUGUCAAUUCGUGAUGACUCGCCACCGCUUAGCCAUCACUGGCUGCAGAUAAUCACAUUACAUUGCUUGCCUUGGCCAAUCAGUGCUGCGAAGAAUUUAGCGCGCUCAUGGUGCGUUCCAUUUCUACUUGGAAGUCGGAAUUUCCGAGUUCCUAGCGAGAACACCCGAAUGAAACGCCCCCCGAAGUCGGAAUGUUCAACUUGGAAGUCAGAGCAUCCACACCACCUCCGAGUCAAUAAUCAAUGAUGGCUGCCUCAUGUGUAAACGAUAAAUAAUCAAUAAAUAAUUUAUAAAAAAUAUUGCUAUAGUGUGAAGUUUUUCUGACUUGGCAACUGGAACACUUUUAACUCGGAGAUCAUGUCACUGUCAUUCUGACUUCCCAGUUCCGAGUACAAAUGAAACGCACCAUCAAGUAGUCAACGUGUGACUGAUAUGGUAGUACGUCGUGUGAUUUCGUUCUUAAUAUUUUGAUCCAUACUAACUAUGUCGAGCAAAAUAAAGUGGUGGGACGAAUAUGUACAGCAUGGAUUCACAUGUAUCACGAACCGUGAUGGGAGUCAGCGUCCUGUCUCCGUCAUUUUGUGCACCAGUAAACAAAUAUACUUAUAAACAAACAUAUACCUAUGUCUUGAAUUUGAAAAAAAUAUUUGGGCCGCACGGUGGUCGAGUGGUUAGCACGUUGGCCAACACAGGAACAGCCUGGAGAUUGGGAAGACCUGGGUCCGAUUCUCCCUUGGGCAUUUCUGUGUGGAGUUUGCAUGUUCUCUCCGUGUGCGCGUGGGUUUUCUCCGGGUACUCCGGCUUCCUCCCACAUUCCCAAAAACAUGCAGGUGAGGUUAAUUGGCGACUCUAAAUUGUCCAUAGGUAUGAAUGUGAGUGUGAAUGAUUGUUUGUCUAUAUGUGCCCUGUGAUUGGCUGGCGACCAGUCCAGGGUGUACCCCGCCUGUCGCCCGAAGUCAGCUGGGAUAGGCUCCAGCAUGCCCCCGCGACCCUAAUGAGGAUGAAGCUGUAUAGAAAAUGGAUGGAUGGAUAUAUUUUAUUUUUCGCUAAAUAAGGGUUCGGUGAAUGGGCUUAUGAAAUUGAUGGGGUUCGGUACCAGCACUAUAGCACUAUACCUCAGAGCAAAACGGCAGGUGUUGUGACAUCAUAGUUAUUAUUGUGUUUUUUUGUGCCAACAAACUUGCUGUUUCACACGUACACAAUUGUGAAGCUUUGUUCUGUUCGAGUUGUUCAAAUGAAACAACCUGGAGGCUUAUUGGUAUUUUUGUGGUUUCCUGCCCGACAGUAAAACCAACAUAUUUAAUACUCUAAGGCUAUAGUUGUGAUACUGUAUGUGCAACAUUGCACUCUAUAACCACUUGCACUGUAACAUUUUAUACUGUACAUCUGCAGUAGAGUCACAUUUACAUAUGUUGCCAUGAAGUGGAUUCUGUGGUUAUACUGUCUUACAAUGGCUGCCACUGUUUUUCAUUGUUUCACUGCAUUGAGAAAUACAUGCAGGAACGGGGAGAACAUGCAAACUCCACACACAGAUGGUUCAACGAACAUUCAAACCCAGAUCUCCAGACUGUAUGGCCAACGUGCUAACCACUAGGUCAUGGUGCGGCUCACAAAUAAAUAUAUAAAUGUAACAUCCACUCAUUUUCUGUGCCGCUUGUCCUCAUUAGAGUCGCGGGGGUGUGCUAGAGCUUAUCGCAGCCGACUUUGGUCAAGAGGCAGAUGAAACAAUCACAGGGCACUAUUCCCCCUUACACCUAUGGAGAAUUUAGAGUCUCCAGUUAACCUAACAUGGUCAUUUAUGCAAACUCCACUCAGGGAUUUGAAACCAGAUCUUCCCGAUCUCCUGAUUGUGUGGCCAACAUGCUAAACAGUAGACCACUGUGCAGCCUAAC
Dunckerocampus dactyliophorus (ringed pipefish) is the source of this 4582-nucleotide messenger RNA. It is a transcript of the gene msrb1b, whose product is annotated as methionine sulfoxide reductase B1b. Lineage: Eukaryota; Metazoa; Chordata; Actinopteri; Syngnathiformes; Syngnathidae. Gene Ontology annotation, molecular function: peptide-methionine (R)-S-oxide reductase activity. The record is from RefSeq and is a predicted model, not a curated record. The transcript has 4 exons.